AUGGAGCUUCUUCAGAGCCUGCUGCUGGCGUUGACUGGAGUUAUAGGGAUUCCUUUCCUGUCUCUUCUCUCCUGGGCGAUUUACUAUGAUCUUUCCAAGAGUGAAAUUCCACCUGGAUUUGACAGUCCAUUAAAGCUUCGAGGUCUUCACUGUCUUGCCAUAAUGGCAUUCACUGUGGUAAGUUGGGGACUGGAUGAGUCAUUAGUUGAGCCAGCAGGUCCUUCUUAUGUUCUUAUGGGAAAGGUGAUUAAGAAAUGUAUUAUUAUCAUUAUUAUUAUUAUUAGAUUUAAUAAUACGUAUCUGUUGGCACCAGGCAAAAAACAUUUCUAUAUCUUUUAAAGGUGUUAUUGGUUUGCUUUGUUCUUGUUUUCAUUAUGUAUUUUGGGUUUUUAUCUUAAUUUUUUUUGCUGUGAACCACCCUGAAAUCAUUUCAUAAAGGGCAGUAUAUUUAAUUAAUAAUAACAGUUUAUAUAUUUAGGUUAUUCAAAUACUGCUUAAUCCAACAUGCAUAAUGAAUUCACUUGAUGAUGAUGCUAUGAAGAUAUUAUCACAUUCAACAAGGGCUUCCUUUCAGCCUAUAGAAAGACACACAUAGAGAGAAAUAAAGUAUUCACACAAAGCCAUGUUUUCUUUACAACAUGGUUUCUUCAGCAAUAUGGUCUCUUAGGUUAGCAAGGAGAUUGUGGAUUGUUUCUCUAAAGCUUAGCUUGUUUCCCAGCUUCUUUUGCCUCUGUACUUUGGCGGGUGUUUAGGUUGGGGUGACCAAUUCUAAGCUGACCAAUUGAAAUUAAUCGACUUGGCUAACAUGUGCUCAUUCAUUUCCAUGGGUCUACUUUAAAUAGGACUUAUUUGGAUACCACUUGUGAAUAGGAUGCAAAUGUGGGCACUAUUUUCAUGAGACUUUUCCUUUGCCCAACAGGGGAAGUGUCUUGAGGUGCUGGGUGUCUGCAGACAGGUUGCUGUUAUCUGCUUCCUCAUGAAUUUCUGGAAUCCAAGAGCAGAUCCCAGCCUCUCUUCCAAAGAUCUGCAUUUCGACGGGGUGCCUGUGAGGGUUUAUCAGCCCAAAACACCAUCUGCUAGCCCAAGGAAAGGAUUUGUGUUCUUCCAUGGAGGUGCUGGGAUGACUGGAAGCAUCGGUAAGAGAUUAAAACUGUGAGCCUAUGAACACUUAUCUAGUGGCAAUUCCCAUUGAACUCAAUAAGCCCAUGUAGAAUCCUAGAAAUGGUGUGAAACCUCUAUUGUCAAACCUCCAGUCAAAGAGAGCCCGCCACCUCCCAAGGGAGGCGGUUCCCUGUCGAACAACUCUUACCAUCAGAAAGGUGUUCCUAAUGUUUAGUUGGAAUCUCCUUUCUGGGUAGAAGUGCUUCAGAUAUCAUUGGAAGAGAGGUUUACAGGGCUGAAAUACAAGAGUGUUGGUGGAAGUUCCUGAAGAGACAAGGGGCACACAUGUGCUUUGGAUUUGCUUAUGUUAAUUUAUAGACAUGGACCCUCUUGUUGUCAUGGCUUCCCAGAUCCUACAUCUCUAGUUGUCAGUGGUCAGGGAUCUGGGGAGCUGCACUCCAGCAAGCAGCCCCUGGGGGAGUGACAGAUGCCCCCCACUGCUGAUACUGACUCAUUCAUUUCCUAAAACACUUGAUUUCAUAGAACCUCAAAGAGGUUCACAAACAUGUAUAUACAGUGGUACCUUGGAGGUCAGUUCUUAACCUGAAACUGUUCUUAACCUGAAGCACCACUUUAGCUAAUGGGGACUCCCGCUGCUGCCGCACCGCUGGAGCACAAUUUCUGUUCUCAUCCUGAAGCAAAGGUCUUAACCUGAAGCACUAUUUCUGGGUUAGCGGAGUCUGUAACCUGAAGCGUAUGUAACCUGAAGAGUAUGUAACUCCCUGCCUUUGUUACUCUGCUGGCUUCAUAAGACUGAGAAGGAAGGGGGGCUAAGUAAACCCACCCUUGCCUUGCCUGAGGCUGCAAUGUCUCAUUCUCAGGAUCAGACCACUCCCAAGCGUCUGACCCUGCUGGAUCCCCGACGCCAUGCCCCAUAUCUCUUAAGCUGAAGAUUUGUUUGUGUCUGGGGGAGGGGGGUGGGAGGUUGUAAUUUUGUUCAAUUUGUUUUUAUAUGCGAACCUAUUUAAUUUGCAGUUUGGGAAGCAAUUUGUGAACCCAAAGUCAGUCUCUGACACUCACAACACAGCACUCUAGAAAUGGAAUUUGCACGGUGCAUAAAAAGGCUUAUGUCAGUGAAUAUCGCAUGUACCAAUAUUGUAUGAAAGGGAAGAUUACUUUGCAAAAAUGGCAAGAUUGGAGGCAGCAGUGCUUCUGCUUAGCAGUCGCUAGAAACCCUGGGCGGAUAGAGAACUGAAGGUAAGUUUGACAUCCCUGCCUGUGACUCCUGGGAGUUGCAGUCUCACAGCAUGUAGAGCAGGGGUAAGCAAACUAAGGCCUGUGGGCCGGAUGCGGCCCAAUCACCUUCUCAAUCCGGCCCAUUGACGGUCUGGGAAUCAGCGUGUUUUUACAUGAGUAGAAUGUGUCCUUUUAUUUAAAAUGCAUCUCUAGGUUAUUUGUGGGGCAUAGGAAUUCGUUCAUUCCAUUCGGUCAGGUUGCUGACCCCUGAUGUAGAGCAAUGGAAGCCAAAGGUGUCAUCCUUCGGGUUCUGCUGUGACUUAUGUCCAUGCAUUUCAGUGGGUCUUCUGUGAAUGCAUCACCCCUGGGUUGUGAAACAGCUUCCUUUCGUUAAGUAUAUUUUCCACAUAAUUGCUUCCCAAUUUUGAAUUUCCUUCCCAACUUGCUAGCAUUCUACGAAGAUGUCUGCAGCAAGAUUGCCAAGGAGACUGAUUCAGUGGUUGUGUCUGUAGGGUAUGUAAAGACAACCCCAUGGCCUUUCAUAGGGAAAGUGUGUAGGGGCCCAGCAUGCUGCUGUAUUUCAGACUGGAAUCCCUUGCCAUAUUCCCUGAAGGAGAAAGAGACUUCCCAUGAAAGCUGUCAACAUUCUGUUCUAUGAUUGAAAAUCAGAGCUUCAUGUGCUUAAGACAUGAACACGCUCGCUUCCGUGGGGGGGGACUAUGAACUGGGCAUAAGGCCUUGCAAAGCACCGCUAACCAGGGCCUCCAGAUCAGCCUCAACUUGGAGACCACCCAACCCAGAUCCAGCCUGGAAUCAAUCAGGGAGUGGGGCUAAUGUUCAGUUAGGGCUUUUAAACAUAUAAUCAGGAAGAGACUGGGAAACGCCCCCUGCAUCUAAACAGAGGGACGAGGGAAAGUUGCAAGUGGCAAAUGGUCUUCCACCAGCUGGAUCCAAUCCUGCAGGGUUCCGCUUCCCCAGCGUUCCCUACACUCUUUUGCUAGCUGGUAAAGUCAGUUUUUUAAGGGCAUAAGCCAGCUGACUUUCACCUGCAUUAUAUCUGCUAUAACUGAUCCAGCAGGCUCUUCUUGUAAUUCUAUGUGAUCAUGAAUGUGUUUGGAAAAGAUUCUGGAAGUUUACCUCUUUGAUUCUGUUUUAUUCUACAGCUACCGCCUGUCUCCUCAGCAUCUUCCUCCCGCUCAGUACAAGGACUGCCUUGCUGCUACCAUACACUUAAUUCAAAAUGCAGCUUCCCAUGGGGUGGAUCCUUCCAAGAUCAUCGUUGGUGGGGACAGUGCAGGGGGCAAUUAUGCUUGUAUUGUUGCCCAGAAAUUGGUGGACAGAUCAGACCUUCCAAAGCUACGGGCUCAAGUGAUCAUCUAUCCUUAUACACAGGCUAUGGACCUCAACCUGCCUUCCUAUCAGCAGAACAGUUCAAUGCCCAUCCUGUUCCGGGAAAACGUUGCUUACUUUGGAUUGAAGUAUAUUGGAAAGGACCCUUCUUUGUUAGGCCAGGUCCUGAAGGGCUCUCAUGUGCCAGAUUCAAUGAGGCUGAAAUAUGGGAAGUGGUUGAGUCCAGACAACCUUCCAGAGAGAUUUAAGGGGAGAGGCUACAAACAAGUCCCACUUGCUCCUUAUGAACCUGAAGUCUAUAGGCAAUUGUCAGAGACAUUAGAAGCCGAUUUUUCUUGCCUUUUUGCUGAGGACUCUGUCAUCCAGAAGCUUCCUGAAACCCUAAUUGUGAGCUGCGAGUACGAUGUAGUACGAGAUGACGCACUGCUGUACAAGAAACGUCUGGAGGACAAUGGGGUGAAAGUCAGCUGGUUCCAUGUUGAGAACGGGUUUCAUGGGAUGAUAAACUUCUUCAAAGGAUGCAUCUUUGCAUUCCCUGGUGCAGUUGAAUUAAUGGACAGCAUCGUAGACUUUGUCAAAAACUUAUGA
Messenger RNA from Podarcis lilfordi (Lilford's wall lizard), 4275 nucleotides. NCBI's taxonomy places the organism in Eukaryota, Metazoa, Chordata, Lepidosauria, Squamata, Lacertidae. The record is from the annotation of a GenBank genome assembly.